AUGCUUUUCCGCAAUCGCUUUGUGCUGCUGCUGGCCUUGGCUGCACUGCUGGCCUUCGUGAGCCUCAGCCUGCAGUUCUUCCACCUGAUCCCAGUGUCGGCAACCAAGAAUGGAGUGACCAGCAAGAAUCGAAAGAGAAUCAUGCCUGACCCGGCAACGGAGCCCCCCGUGAUGGACCCGGUAUAUGAAGCCCUUUUGUACUGCAACAUUCCAGGUGUGGCUGAGCGAAGCAUGGAAGGCCAUGCUCCGCAUCAUUUUAAGCUGGUCUCUGUGCACGUGUUCAUUCGACACGGGGACAGGUACCCCCUGUACGCCAUUCCCAAAACGAAGCGCCCGGAAAUUGACUGCACUCUGGUGGCUAACAGGAAGCCGUAUCACUCUAAACUGGAGGCUUUUGUGAGUCACAUGUCAAAAGGACCUGGAGCCUCUUUUGAAAGCCCCUUGCACUCGCUGCCUCUUUACUCCAGUCACCAGCUGUGUGAGAUGGGAGAGCUCACGCAGACAGGGGUCGUGCAGCACCUGCAGAACGGCCAGCUGCUGAGGGACAUCUACCUGAAGAAACACAAGCUCCUGCCGAGUGACUGGGCUGCGGAGCAGCUUCACUUGGAGACCACCGGCAAGAGCCGGACGCUGCAGAGUGGGCUGGCUCUGCUCUAUGGCUUUCUGCCGGAUUUUGACUGGAAGAAGGUUUAUUUUAGGCACCAGCCCAGUGCUCUUUUCUGCUCUGGGAACUGCUACUGCCCACUGAGGAACCAGUACCUGGAGAAGGAACAGCGUCGGCAGUACCUAUUACGUUUGAAUAACAGGCAGCUAGAAAGGACCUACGAGGAGAUGGCCCGGAUCGUGGACAUCCCCACCAAGCAGCUCCGGGCUGCCAACCCCAUAGACUCCCUGCUCUGCCUCUUCUGCCACAACGUCAGCUUCCCCUGCACCAAGAAUGGCUGUAUCACCAUGGACCACUUCAAGGUGAUCAAGACGCAUCAGAUAGAGGAUGAGAGAGAGAGGCAGGAGAAGAAGCUGUACCUGGGGUACGCGCUCCUGGGCGCCCACCCUAUCCUGAACCAAACUGUCGGCCGCAUGCAGCACACAGCAGAGGGCAGGAAGGAAGGGCUUUUCACUCUCUACUCUGCUCAUGACGUUACUCUGGCCCCGAUUCUCAGUGCCUUGGGCCUUACGGGAGCCAGGUUCCCGCGGUUUGCGGCCAGGUUGGUCUUUGAGCUCUGGCAGGACAGGGAGAAGCCCCGUGAACACUCCGUCCGGAUCCUCUAUGAUGGUGUUGACAUCACAUUCCACACUUCAUUCUGCCAGGACCACCACAGGCGGUCUCCCAAGCCCAUGUGUCCCCUCGAAAAUUUAGUCCGCUUCAUCAAAAAGGACAUGUUUGUGGCCCUGGGUGGUGGUAGUACCAAUUAUUAUGAAGCAUGUCACAAGGAAGGAUUCUAA
Messenger RNA from Rangifer tarandus platyrhynchus (Svalbard reindeer), 1443 nucleotides. The record is from the annotation of a GenBank genome assembly. Lineage: Eukaryota; Metazoa; Chordata; Mammalia; Artiodactyla; Cervidae.